AUGCCGUCUGAGGGCGGUGUUUGUGGGAAUAAAAAUGACGUCCUGACUCUUUGCUACUACAUAUGACAGUAGCGCGAGUGCAGAGCUUCAGCUUACUGUCAGUGUCAUUUGUUUUAUUUUUUUAACACUGCUUACAUUUACGGUGUUUUGUGAAAGCAAAAACCAGACACAUUGUGCGAGAAGUUCUAGAAGAAUCCACAGGGUCAGCGGGGCGCUUCCUGCCGGCGUUUAACUGUACACAGAGUACCAGACUAGCCAGAAACAAGCUAAUAAUUUGAAUUUUAUUUUAUUUUAUAUAUAUAAUACAAUAUUUCAGCUAGCAGUGAAACCGUGGAUAUGAGGAGUCUGCCGUACUUCUGCCGAGGACCGGUGAUUCGGGGAUUUGGAAGAGGAAGCAAAGAUCUGGGAAUCCCGACAGCAAACUUCCCGGAGUCUGUAGUGGACAGUCUGCCUGCAGAUAUCAGCACUGGCAUCUACUACGGCUGGGCCCGUGUGGACAACGGAGACAUCCAUAAGAUGGUGAUGAGCAUCGGCUGGAACCCCUACUACCAAAACAGCAAGAAAUCUAUGGAAACUCAUUUGAUCCACAAGUUUAAGGAGGAUUUCUACGGUCAGAUGCUGAGCGUUGUCCUGGUGGGCUACAUUCGCCCGGAAAGGGGAUUCAGCUCACUAGAAGAAUUGAUCACAGCCAUUCGCAGCGAUAUCGACGAGGCAAGAAGAUACCUGGACCUGCCCGAGCACAUAAAGCUGAAAGAAGACACCUUUUUCCGGACGUCCACAUCCACGAUAGACAAACAGAUCUUGAAUAAUCAUUAAAAUGUAACUUGAUCUAGUUUUAUCAGAGUGAAACCACUGUAACAUAUGCAUUGGUGCAUUAUUUUUGUAUUAUAGCAUCUUUUAGAAAGGUUUACACACAUGGUAUGGCCAGUGCAGGCACUGAAUUAAGUCGGUUAGUUCUUUCUGGAAGAUGAAACUGAGAGGUCAGGUUGCGCUGGUUUUAAUGAAGGCAAUGACGUUACCUCGGCCAGUUCAGAAACCACACGCGGUUCUUAUAGUGAGAAACCGGAAACUCCCAUGACUGAAACUUUUCUAGGCUCAGCCUUUACAGAUCACAAUCCAGAAGAUCUGAAAUCAGUCAUAUGAUUGGUUUCUUGCUGAAUCAUUUCUACAGAUGACAAAUUGCUGUAAAAUUAAAAUCGUAAAAGGC
Molecule: messenger RNA, 1207 nt
Organism: Silurus meridionalis
Lineage: Eukaryota; Metazoa; Chordata; Actinopteri; Siluriformes; Siluridae
Gene: rfk
Product: riboflavin kinase
Exons: 4
Coding region: 337-816 (159 amino acids)
Biological process (GO): FMN biosynthetic process; riboflavin biosynthetic process
Cellular component (GO): mitochondrion
Molecular function (GO): riboflavin kinase activity
Source: RefSeq, a predicted model, not a curated record